CGUGAAGCUAAUUUUCAAGUCUGUUGGAAUAUCUUUUGAUGAGAAAAAUGAUGGAAGGAGUAGUUGUAAAACUUCCUUCUUUUCCACUCUUAAACCCUACCAUUCCUCCUCUUUCUUCCUCAUCUCUUCCUCUUCGGCUAGGCUUCCGCCGCUUCUCUGCUUCGCUUUCCGCCGUUAAAGAAGGCUCCGUUUCAUUAGGCCACCUUAGCCGUCCCGACUUCCCCAUCCUCCACCAGGAAGUAAAUGGGUCAAAACUUGUGUACUUAGACAAUGCGGCAACCUCUCAAAAACCCACGGCAGUGUUAAAAGCUUUACAUAAUUAUUACGAAGCUUACAAUUCAAAUGUUCACAGAGGAAUUCACUACUUGAGUGCUAAAGCUACGGAUGAGUAUGAGUUGGCGCGAAAGAAAGUGGCAGCUUUUAUUAAUGCAUCGGAUUCUAGUGAGAUUGUUUUCACAAGAAAUGCUACUGAAGCUAUCAAUUUAGUGGCUUACUCUUGGGGUUUAUUAAAUUUAAAGCCUGGGGAUGAGAUUGUACUUACGAUUGCUGAACAUCAUAGUGCAAUUGUUCCAUGGCAAAUUGUGGCUCAAAAGACAGGCGCGGUUUUGAAGUUUGUGAGUUUGGAUGAGAACGAAAUUCCGAAUGUAGUAAAGCUGAGAGAGAUGAUUUCUACAAGGACGGAACUUGUAGUUGUUCAUCAUGUUUCUAACGUGCUUGGUUCUGUACUUCCAAUUGAAGAAAUUGUGCACUGGGUUCAUGAGGUUGGGGCAAAAGUGCUUGUAGAUGCUUGUCAAAGUGUUCCCCAUAUGGUUGUUGAUGUCCAAGGUCUUGAUGCUGACUUUCUUGUUGCUUCUUCUCACAAGAUGUGUGGGCCUACAGGCAUUGGAUUCUUAUUUGGCAAGAGUAAUCUCUUGUCAGCCAUGCCUCCAUUCUUAGGUGGUGGAGAAAUGAUCUCUGAUGUAUUUUUGGAUCAUUCCACAUAUGCAGAACCCCCUUCCAGAUUUGAGGCUGGAACACCUGCAAUUGGGGAAGCAAUUGGAUUAGGGGCAGCAAUUGAUUACUUGUCUGGGAUCGGCAUGCAGAAAAUUCAUGACUAUGAGAUGGAGCUGGCUAAUUAUUUAUAUGACAAACUAUGUUCUGUUCCGAAUAUUCGGAUCUAUGGCCCAAAGCCUGCAGAAACUGUUUAUCGUGCUGCUCUCUGUUCUUUUAAUGUUGAGAAUAUUCAUCCCACAGAUCUUGCAACUUUUCUGGAUCAACAGCAUGGAGUGGCUAUCAGAUCAGGUCACCAUUGUGCGCAACCUCUCCAUCGCUAUCUGGGAGUGAAUGCAAGUGCACGCGCCAGCCUUCACUUCUACAACACUGAAGAAGAUGUCGAUGACUUUAUCCGGGCACUCAAUGACACAGUCAGCUUCUUCAAUUCUUUCAAGUAGUACUUUUGCUUAAAUAGUGUUCCACAUAAGAUUGUGUGAACCAACCCUGUAUACUAUUUUUAAAGUUUAUGAAUAAUAUCUUUUUCAUUUUUUACACUAUUAUCUUGUGUAAGUGUUCGGUAUCUUGUGUAACAAUUCGACGGACACACAUCCAGAAAAUCAAUACUAGAAAUUCACUACAUUUUGUAUGCACAAGGGUGGAGUUCUUA
Theobroma cacao (cacao) is the source of this 1639-nucleotide messenger RNA. RefSeq names its product chloroplastic NIFS-like cysteine desulfurase (gene CPNIFS). Gene Ontology annotation, molecular function: cysteine desulfurase activity; pyridoxal phosphate binding. The record is from RefSeq and is a predicted model, not a curated record. NCBI's taxonomy places the organism in Eukaryota, Viridiplantae, Streptophyta, Magnoliopsida, Malvales, Malvaceae.